Messenger RNA from Colletotrichum higginsianum IMI 349063, 1644 nucleotides. RefSeq lists its product as uncharacterized. The coding region runs from base 1 to 1644 and encodes 547 amino acids. The transcript has 3 exons. The record is from RefSeq and is a predicted model, not a curated record. NCBI's taxonomy places the organism in Eukaryota, Fungi, Ascomycota, Sordariomycetes, Glomerellales, Glomerellaceae.
AUGUCGGCCGUCAAAGACUUGGCGGCCGGUGCCUUGGCAUGGGCGCGUAGCCCACGCUCGCCGGCUUACAGCAAGCUGACCACCGAGGGUGACGCUGAAGCCUUGCGGUCUCCGACCCCGCCCCUGGGAUCUUGUUUCUCGAGAAGGCUCCAAAGGCUCUCACCCAAGGCCAUGCUUGCUCUUGUAGCUCCUUUGUUGCUCUUUUCUGGUUUGCUUUUCACCGUCCCACACGGAUAUAAGGGGUUCCCAUAUAGCCCGUCGCCCAACCUCUGCAAGAUGCUUAUGUCGGCGCUUGUUUCUGGCUAUCCCAGUCCCGUCAUCGUGAACUGGGGCCGCGACUUCAACAAGGGCCCCGGCGGAUUCGGCGACUCCCAUCUCGGCAAGAUUGACGGCUCUCUCGAUUUUCUGGACGCCAUCACGUCCGACGAUGCCCCUGAAGACGAGCGCCUUGGACCCGACGACCUCGUCCUUAUCGUCGAUGCUUAUGAUGUCUGGUUUCAGCUUCCACCUUCUAUCCUAAUCCGACGAUAUAUGGCACAGAACCAUGCCGCAGACGAGCGCAUUCGCAAGGAGUGGAGUGAGCCCCGUUCAUGGUUCUCUUCCGACUCCAGUAAGAGGAGCCUCACGCCACGGCAGUCCAUCAUCAUUUCGACUCAGAAGAAGUGCUGGCCUGAUGCCAGCCUCGGCUCCGACCCUCACUGCGACCAACUUCCCGAGUCUAGCGCAAGAAAAGACAUGUACGGCCCGCACACGGACGAAGACCCGGACCAGAUGCACGAUCGCCGCCCGCGCUAUGUCAACAGCGGCAGCAUCAUCGGCCCCGUCGGUGAGAUGCGACGCAUGCUUCGCCGUGCCCAAGAGAAGGUUGUAGCCAAGCGCGCUGCCGGUCUAAACAUAUUCAGCGACCAAGGCAUCUUUGCCGAGAUAUUUGGCGAGCAAGAAAUUUGGCGGACUUUGAAACGAAAGGAUCACGCCCAGUGGGUCAAGAACCAGACCGAACAUCCGGAAGAUGCGGCCAAGGAGCAACAGGAAAACGAUUUCGGCGUUGGGUUGGACUAUAUUCAAGACCUAUUCACUCCCACUGUGUUCGAAGAGGUUGACGGCCUCUAUGUCGUGCUGAGCAAUGGCUCCGCACUUCGAGAUGCCGCAGCAGAAAGGGGCAUUAUCCCACCAAGAGUCUCCGGUGUUCCGGAGGACAUGAUUGGGAUGCGCAGUCCCCUCGAGGAGACCGGCAUCAACAUCCACCUGGGCUGGAAUGACCUCCCGCUGUACACGGACUUCUGGAGCACCUCUGUGCCGGUGAUGGUGCAUCACAAUGCGCAUCGCAACGGACUGAAAGAGGAGAGACUACGGGACUGGUGGAAAAACAACUGGUUCUUUCCUUAUCUUCGACAGCUGUUGGAGGUGCAAGCGAAACCAAAGAAGACUUUGAAACCGCUGCUCAAGAUUCCGGGGCGAGAUGGCGUGGAAGAUCUCGUGUACGGAGCGCCGGAGGCGGACACCAUGAAGAGAAAAACUCGCAUAUUUAACCAGAACCUGAGGGAUAAAGGCCUGAUAGAAGCUGAUUGGGAUGGCUUAUGUAAGUCAGAGGGACAUGAAGAAUGGUGGAAGGAUGUUCUCCAAGAUAGCAAGGGUCCAGUGUAA